Molecule: messenger RNA, 8492 nt
Organism: Liolophura sinensis
Lineage: Eukaryota; Metazoa; Mollusca; Polyplacophora; Chitonida; Chitonidae
Product: brain-specific angiogenesis inhibitor 1-associated protein 2-like
Exons: 16
Coding region: 63-1598 (511 amino acids)
Biological process (GO): plasma membrane organization; actin crosslink formation; actin filament bundle assembly
Cellular component (GO): nucleoplasm; cytosol
Molecular function (GO): protein binding
Source: RefSeq, a predicted model, not a curated record
UUACAGGUGCGAAAAAGUGCGGUGGGAUUGCUGUCAAACGUCUUUUUCAUUCUACCGCAAGCAUGAGGGGUAGCGAGGAUUUACACAAACUGACCGAUUCAAUAUACAAGCACCUGACAGAAAGCUUCAACCCAGGUGUGCGGAACCUUAUAGUCUGUGGCAGAGCAUAUCACAAAGCCUUGACAGGGGCAUCUGUCAUGGCCAAAUCGUACAUAGAUGCUAUAUCUAAACUAGGCCACAACUGUCGGGCAAACUGUAAAGGAGCUACAAGAGAACUAGGUGAGGCUUUGUUCCAAGUAGCAGAUGCAUACAGACAUAUUCAGCUACAGAUAGAUGAGGCAACCAAAGGUUUACUUACAGAUUUCCUCACGCCUCUGGAAAACAAAUUAGAAAAUGAAUUCAGGAUUGAAUCAGUAGCUCACCAUAAACGUUACCUCAAUGGACACAAGACCAUGUUGGCACCAUAUGAAAAGUCACAACGAACAUUAAAUAAAGUGAGAAAGAAGAGUAAAAGCAAAUCUGUGGUGGAUGAUUCACAGUUUGCUACAAAAGUUACCAUCUCUAAAGACAAGUUGGACAGGUUCAGACAGCAGGGAUUGAAAUUAGCUUUACUGGAUGAAAGGAAGUAUUAUUGUUAUGUCCUGGACAAGUGUAUAUUUAUGGCCAAAAAAUACUCGGACUACCACAGAAGAGGCUAUGAACUUAUUGCCAGUCGGAUGAGAGACUGGGAGAAGACAACUUUCCAACCUGAUACUCUGCCAGAAUCCUCGGAAUGCUUACUUGAAAUUUCUCAUACGGGUAAUGGUUAUGGCCCUCCUCAAGCCAGGGGAGACUACUCUAUGAUGUAUGAUGACCCCUACAGACGAGCCGCUGUGGAUUACAUGAGACAGAUGCCUGAUCGCUUUCCUCCAAGCGAUUCCUUCAGGGACACCACAUUGCUGACACGAUCAAUCACAGUCCCUCCUGCCCCUAACCAGGGCAUUCUGGUGAGGGCUGUGUACAACCAUAGUGCUGAGGGGGAAAGUCAGUUGAACUUUGUGGAGGGGGACGUGAUCAGUUUGCUUGGGGACAAAUCUGAUGGCUGGCACUAUGGACACAACUCCAGGACCAGCAAGUAUGGAUGGUUUCCCUUGUCAUUUACAGAACCAUUGGAGAGAGGAACGUUGCAGAUGAGUCAGAGAUUCCGUAGUACUGGUGAUCUAUUGGACAGUCACUCUGUGUCAGACCAUGGCUCCUUAGAACAGGAGGCCCUGGGGCUUGUCAGACGCCCACGAUCUCUCUAUGACCCCUCUCAAAGUCGACAGACAAAUGGCCCUAGUCAGUUGGAAGAGACGUCCCCAGGGUACAGCAUGGACUACCAGGUGCCUCCUGCCCCCCAACCCAUAGGUUCUGCCCAACCAGGUAAUGGAUAUGCCGACCAAAACACCUCUCACGGGUACCACAAUCAGGGCCCGUACCCCAAUGGAGGGGCCACACUGCCCAGUCCUGGUAGCCCAGUGGAGGAAACCAGCGGGCACUCGAACAGCAAGAACUUGAUGUUGGCAGGAGUUCGCUUAAGGAGUACAGUAACAAAUGACAGAUCUGCCCCAAGAAUUUGAUGAGAUCACGGCACACUUGAUGAUUUAAUGAGUAAAUUUGCCUGUCAGACAUCCCAUCCCAUUAUAUACAUUAAUCCUUAAAUGUAAUAGCUUAUCAACUUGAUUGUGGAAUCUUCAGUGGCGUUCCUGUCAGUGGAUACGAUAAAGGGCCUGAAAGUCGAUCCAUUACUAGGUUGAACAUGUCCCCUGAUUCUGAAAGUUCUGUUCAUCUUUGAAUAUUGUUUUGAGAUUUUUUUGCAAGAUGGAAUGGUAUCCUUAGUUUCAGGAAUAAUUUGUGGCAUUUAUUUGCCUCUGAAAAUGCAAUCUAUUUGCGCUUAAAAGAACUGCUAUAAAGAGUUUGUAUUCCUGGUUAUUUAAACUGAUUUUGUGUUGCUGAUAUGAAGUUACAUUUUGUCUUUAAAGAUUUAAGCCAGAACCCAGCAAUUCAACUCAGUUCAGAAGUUGAAUGUGCCAGUACAUUUGUGUGUAGUAAAUUUUUGUUAUUAUUUAAUUAAGCAGUGGAGUAGGGGCUAAGCCAAAUAUUUAAGACUGUAGUGAAGGCCAAGUUUGAAUUGUUCUUUUACGGGCGGAGUAAAUAUUUUUUCAGUGUUUUUGGAGGGUUUAAAAGAAAAAUUUAAAAAUUAUCUAAAUUGUGGAACGUGUGUUCUAUCUUUGGCAAUUUUUGCCCUUAAGAUACAUUAACAUGACUGGAAAGCCUUGAAAAAGAGGGAAAUCAUAAAAAAAAACAUCAGACUAUUUAAAAUGGAUUUUGCAUUUCAUCUUUAUUCCCUUUUUGGAUUUAUUUAGUGUUGGCUAGCCCGUAAAAUAAAAUUGCUUUUGCCUACAGUGUGAAAAACUGUGCUGAGAUGCCCCUUUAAGAUUAGAUACACCAAGCCCUAAAGUGGCAUAGGAUCCAAUAUGAGGUGUAGCACCAGGAAAGAUAUCACAAAAGCUGUAUUUGCCACAACUCACAAAUCUGUGUAUUUAUAUAUGUUAACAGUGUGCAUAUCUGUCUGUAACUGUAUAGUGAAUUCCUGCUGUAAAUGCAUGAAUUUUGUUUUUGUUACAUCAUACCUGAAUCUAGAUGACCCUGGCAGCUGCACAUGUAUACCACUGUGUAUGUACAAUCUUCAUUGUGAUCCAGUCUUCAUGCAGUAGUCACCUGUAUAUCCAGCAUAUGCCAAAUUUCACCCCUGCCUCAAAUAUGCUCUACCCCCGGCCUGGAAUUCUUAGCCAUGGCCAUUUGGAUGACUUGUAUAUUAUUGGUAUUUUGAAUACUAUAAUUAUUGUGUUUGAAAAGACCUGAUGUUGCCAGUGUGAUCUUGUGUGUAUAAUUAUGAUUAAGGUGUACAUUGCAGAUAUGUUGUGUUAAAUAUGAACUUCAACCAAUACAUCGUAGUUUAAAUGUAUACAUAUAAUUUUGUGAAAUGUAUUUCAUGUGACUGUCUAUAACUAAGGCAUAUAACGUAUAUGGUAUUUUAUCUAUAUAGAUGUACAUUCCUACCAAAAACUUUGGCAUGUGAGAACUGUUCUAAUUUUUUAAAACUUAUUAGUUUUUCUUACACCUGUUGUAUAUGUGUGAGUGGUAUUAUCUAAACAGUAAAUCAAUAAUUGUAUAUUUUACUUUUUUUUUUUCAAUAUGUGACCUCUUCAGCUUGGCAAAUCAAACAUGUAGAUUCAUAGCAACUGUAUAUCAAACAUGUGGAUUCACAGCAACUGCAUAUCAAACCUGCGGAUUCACAGCAACUGCAUGUCAAACGUGGAUUCACAGCAACUGCAUAUCAAUCGUGUGGAUUCACAGCAACUGCAUAUCAAACAUGUGGAUUCACAGCAACUGCAUAUCAAACAUGUGGAUUCACAGCAACUGCAUAUCAAACGUGGAUUCACAGCAACUGCAUAUCAGUCAUGUGGAUUCACAGCAACUGCAUAUCAAUCAUGUGGAUUCACAGCAACUGCAUAUCAAACGUGGAUUCACAGCAACUGCAUAUCAAACCUGCGGAUUCACAGCAACUGCAUAUCAAUCAUAUGGAUUCACAGCAACUGCAUAUCAAUCAUGUGGAUUCACCGCAACUGCAUAUCAAUCAUGUGGAUUCACAGCAACUGCAGAUUACCCUCUGUGAUAUCUAGCCUCAUGUGGAUAUAUUUCUGGUAGAAAUGGCACUGCCAGCUUGAUGAAACUUAAAUUAAAAAAAAGAAAAGCAAGUAAUUUACAAAUCUAAAUUUCAUUGUUAUCGUGUAUCAUUGAGUUGGAGGCACAGUCAACUGUAAAUGCACUUCACAUUUUCAUGCACAGUGUUAAGAGAGAGUACUCAUAUAAACAUGCCCUGGAGGUGUUUUUCCAGUGUCCUGUUUAAAAAGCUACAUGUAUGUUACUGUCUAUAUUAGGUAAGUCAUUAGUGCUAUAUUACCAGAUGACUAAUCCAACAGCCUUGUUUGUUGUAAAGACAUUAAGCAGGGGAAAAAAGGAAGUGUGCAUCAGUUAUGAAUAAUUUGAUCUUGCCUCAUUUUCAACAGUUUACCCUUGCACACAUUGAACAUUGUGAUAUGAUGUAUAUUUUGCAUAUCUUGUACAAAUAUUUUCAGUGGUCCUUUUCUUUAUCAAUCUUAUAUCGAAACUUGUCCAUUUUCAUACCUGGUCAAAUAAUGUAUACCAAUUACCUACAUUUUUCUAAAUACAUACAUGCAUAUAUUUAUAUACUUAUGUAAACAGUCGUUUUUGUUCCAUUAAAAUAGAUGUAAUUUAUAAACCAAUUUACAGGUAUAUAAUGAUACUCAGCUAUACAUAUUUGCAUAUGGUACUUGUAAUUUAUGAUAUUUCUAUUAGAAUCUGACACUGUGACCUAUGCACCAGAGAUUUUACAUAUCAUUUGAUCUGUGACAUUUGUAGAUAGAAAGUAUUACUGAAAUGGCUAGUCACGUCUUUUAUUUUCUUUAAACUUCCAACUUCAUGAAAACUAUACUCGCAAUAUAUCUGUAUUGAAGACAGGUUUGACAGGUUGGAAUUCACUCCGCCUGCCAUAUAUAACACAUGAUAUUUCUGUAAGUUGAUCCAUAUUUGCACUUAGGACUGAGGCAAUCAGUCUUAAAAAUGUUUAGAAACAGUUCACAAGCAUUAAAGUCUAUAAGUGAUGAGGUUUUAAGAAUUCUCUUGAGCUAACAUUUGUUUUUUGUGAACAGCAAUAGGUGUCUUCACCUCUGACAACUUUACCAAAUGUAUAUGCCACACAGCAUAGGAAUUUAAGACACUGCUGAUUAUGUUUCAGUUUGUAAGCUAAUGUACAAACAAGUAAGUGAAAUAUUCUGGAACGGAGUAAAAUACCAGUCAAAUAAAUAAAAUACAUUUUGCAAACGUUGAUCGAAUUAUAUCUGAUAAGAUCAUACAUAUAUGAUGUUAAUACUAUUAUGUACAGUGACCUUCCCACAGUUGUCCUACAACCAUUCUGUGACCUUCACACAAACACACAUUCUAAUUUUUUUAGCCCAUUCUUUGUAAGUCAGGAAAGUAGAUUCGUCAUUAAGGUCAAUUUUUAAGGGGCUUAAGUUAAAGCCGGAGCUCACAAAUAGUUACAUUGUUCCUUUAUGCUUUAUGUUGGAGAUAUCUUAUGAUGAGGGUUACUCAUCCUAUAUAGCCAUACUGUCACAAGGAAUGUUUUGAGAUGGAAUACGGACUACAAAGAACAAGCAUAGUCGAUCAUAGGUGCCCAUAUUGUGUUUUCUCUACAGUGACCUUGCAUUCCAGAAGGUGUCGAACUAUCACUAAAAACUGGUUAUUUCUAGGCAAAUUAUAAUCAUACAUGAGGAUAGUAUAAAGUAACAGAACAAAAUCUGUCUUCAAAUUUUGAUCCAAUGAGAAAAUGAAGGAGGUUCUGUCUGAUUUUUUUACAUUUUUCAUUUGACACAUUUUGCUUCUUUCUGAUUGAUUCAUUCACUUUAUAGGGCCACUUUUUGUGAAAUUCAAUUCAUUUCUCAUCAUAAGAAACUUGAGGGUUGGCAUCAAAAAUACUACUUUAAAGCCUUUAUUUGCUUUAUUUUAUUUGGAUUUUUACAUACCAAACUUUGGGACAAACACAGUCAGUGAGAUAAUGCAGAUUACACUUGGGCAGGAUGUACUGUGGCUGCAGCUCAGUAAUGAAAGUGUUUUGUAUGUUGUUGGUACCAAGGCCUUUUAUACACGUAUACCAUGGUUCUGCUUUACUGAGUCAGGUGUAUGGUUAAGAAUAGUGUAGACUUUAUGAUGACCAUCUCCUGCAUUGCUAGCCUCACAUUUAUGUAGUUGUAAUUCCAAGUUUUUGUUACAUUUUGCAGAAUGUGUUAUGGUCUCCGUGGUUACAAAACCAUACUGUUGUGCAGCACAUUUUCAGCAUUAUUGAAAUUACAGUUCAUUUUUUUGUCAAAGAAGCAAACUUCCGUUUGCUAGCAGAGGUCAUACUGACACGAUGCCUUGUACCAGUUUCAUUGGGAACAUUUAUUGUAUUCAUAAAACUAAAGGCCUGAAAUAUAUUUCUUGAAGUGCGAAUUUGGCCAAACAUGCCUAAAGGUAUUUCCAUUAUGAUAAACUGACACUUUACAGUGAUACAUAUGACUGAGUUACAUUAGAAAUUAAAAAUUUGGUAAUUUAUGUCUUUAGUUAGUUUAGGAAGACAUUGAUAUGGUGUAAUGAAUACUUUUUUAACUGUGUUACAUGUAUUUGGUGUGUCAACCUCAAACUUAAUUUGAUAAUUUUUUUGGGUAGAUUGUUAUUAAACUGGUGAACUGAAAUUGUGUGUUUCUUUAGAUAGACGAUUUUAAAGAUAAACCACAACAUACAUUGCACCUGUGUCCAGCCAAUAUUCUCUUGUGCUGGAAAGUUUCCUCUUAUAAUAAGGCUUCAUGGUAUAGAACCUUAAAGUGACUUUCUCCAUAAGGCAGAAGCAGUCUACACUUCUGUAUGAAAUGACCUAAAAUUUUGUCUUUGGGGAAGUUAUUCAGGUUUCCAGAUUCUUUGUUGAUCUUAGGAAAGGUGUUUUGAGGUUUGUUUGGAAGGUAAGGUGAUAUGGAUAAAAUGUAAGCUUCAAGACCAAAAGGAAACUUUUAUUGCAUUUAUUUGCAUCUGAAAAUAGUCUAAUGUAGGCAGUUGUUUUUUUUUUGUCAUUUACAGUGAGUGUUUUCCAGUGCUUGGGAACAUCAUCAACUGAGGCAAUAGAUAAUAAGAAUUUUCAGAGAAUUACCAGUUUGAUAUUUUUCCUUUGAUUGCAGUGUCAUUUGUCAGUUAAGGCGAGUUCUUUGUAUUAGGAAUUUGAAACUGCGGAAAUCUAUAGGCUUAUAAAUUUUACCGGGUUAUGGAUCUUCUAACUAAGUUACCCUAAAUCUUCAACAGAUUCAACCACAUAAUGCAUGAUAUGGCAAAGUGGAGGAAUACCUACUAGCUAAUGUCAACAGUUUAUUAUAUAAUUCUGUACCCUUACCUGAAUGAUACAUUUUCGCUCAUCUUAUGAAUUAUGCUUUCAUUUUUUUUUAGCAUCUAAAUUUAUAUGUACUGGACCUGUUGGUUGAGGAUUUAAGGUGAUGCAUUGUGUUGGAUGGCUUAUUCCUUCAUUUAUUGUUGGUGACGUUUUAAUGCACCUGUAGAUUCUUGUGUCUGUUUUCAAACGAUUGAUAAGUGGCUUGAAAGGGAUGUUAGAUGUAAUAUUGAAACACCCGCAGGAAUAAAUUGAGAAGUGUGUUAUCCAAAAGUAAAGUGUUAUUAACUUAGUUCAUGGAACAGCUCCUAAAUGCCACUUCAAACUUGUAUGCCAUUUUUCUCCAUAUAUUUGGGGAGAUAUGAAAUGUUAGCAAACAUCUAAAGAAAGUAUACAACACUUUUAUGUCUUGGUUGUUUCAACAUUUUGGUUUAUUGGCAACUUUGACUGUAGUUUUGUUAUUGUCAGUCACAUUCUGUAUGAAAUGGAUGAAUUUUUCUUGUGAUUAAAAUGGUUAAGCUCAGCAUCUUUAUUGGAAAAGUUCCAGAUGAUUUUCUGACCAGAGGCAUUCCAGUCAGGUACAACCAGGAUAUUAUAAGUGUCAAAUAAAACACCGAAUAAAUAUAUGUACAGACAAAGCACAAAGUCUAUGCCAGGUUAGUGUUAUAAAGUUGUGACUUCAUACCACCAUGUGAGUUUCUAUUAAUAAAUAUAUUUGUCAGUUAAACUUCAUCUGAUAUGAUUCUUGUCUCCAUUAAUUACUGUAAUUCUUUAAACUUUUCGCAUGUUUGCAAGAUGUUCUUGUAGACAUAUUGGAAGGGCUUUAGUUUGUGUAGACUGAUAAAAUUGUGCUUGUGAAGCCCUGACAUCGGCCAAUCCAACCAAUGUAGUUCUGUCUCCAAAAUCAAUUAUAAAUGUGCGGAAAUUGCACCGAAAGUUGGUCUUUCAAAUGCGAAAAGGUUGAUUAAUUACAUUGUUGAUUAGACACAUUGUGAUGGUGUACGUCAAAUUCACAGUGUUGUGUAUAUAUAUGUAUGCCAAUCUGAGAUAAUUUCCAUCAUCUGGUGGAUUUCUGAUGAAUUCUCUAGUAAUUUCAUAAUGUAUAUUUAGAUGUCAACAGUAACAAACUAUAAAGUCUGUAGUUAACAGACUUAGAUGAUUUGAUGUAUUGUCAGCAUUGACUCCUUGAUCAGGAUGAUGUGACGUGAUGUCAGGAUAGUCGGGGCUGUUGGUAAGGUGUUUGCAUUAUCUGACACCUUGAUGAGGAUGAUAUGAUGUGAUGUCAGGAUAGUCGGGGCUGUUGGUAGGUGUCGGCAUUAUCUGACAUCUUGAUGAGGAUGAUGUGAUGUGAUGUCAGGAUGGUGUGUCCAAUUGGUAAGGUAUUUGCAUUAUCUGACACCUUGAUGAGGAUGAUGUGAUGUCAGGAUGUUGUGUCCAAUUGGUAAGGUGUUUGCAUUAUCUGACACCUUGAUGAGGA